Gekko japonicus is the source of this 1300-nucleotide messenger RNA. RefSeq names its product proliferation-associated 2G4 (gene PA2G4). Bases 173 to 1300 code for a protein of 375 amino acids. The transcript is spliced from 13 exons. Lineage: Eukaryota; Metazoa; Chordata; Lepidosauria; Squamata; Gekkonidae. The record is from RefSeq and is a predicted model, not a curated record.
GCAAAGCCCGCGCGCUCGCUCUCUCCUCCAGCCUGUCUCGCAGUCGGUCUUCUCAGUGAGGAGGUGGCGGCAGGGGCAGCGGCGGAGCGGCGGCGGCGACGACAGCCCAGGCGCGCGGGCGAAGGGGGAGGGCUUGAGCGAGGCGGCGGCGGCGACGCGGCUCAGUCCGACCAUGUCGGGCGAAGAGGAGGCGGCCGAGCUGACGAUCGCGGAAGACGUGGUGGUGAACAAGUACAAGAUGGGGGGAGAAAUCGCCAACCGAGUCUUGCGUACUGUCGUGGAAGCAGCAAAAUCAGGAGUGUCUGUCCUCAGUUUAUGUGAGAAAGGGGAUGCCAUGAUCAUGGAAGAGACGGGCAAAAUCUUCAAGAAGGAGAAAGAGAUGAAGAAAGGUAUUGCCUUCCCCACAAGUAUAUCGGUAAAUAACUGUGUCUGUCACUUCUCCCCUUUGAAGAGUGACCAGGAUUACAUCCUCAAAGAUGGUGACUUGGUCAAAAUAGACCUGGGAGUCCAUGUUGAUGGCUUCAUAGCAAAUGUAGCACAUAGUUUUGUCAUUGAUGCUUUGAAGGAAACCCCAGUGACCGGUCGCAAAGCUGAUGUCAUCAAAGCAGCUCACCUCUGUGCUGAAGCUGCCUUGCGUUUGGUCAAGCCUGGAAACCAGAACUCACAAGUGACAGAUGCCUGGAACAAGAUAGCUCAUUCAUUUAACUGCACACCAAUUGAAGGGAUGCUGUCACACCAGCUAAAGCAGCAUGUGAUAGAUGGUGAGAAGACCAUCAUUCAGAACCCCUCAGACCAGCAAAGGAAGGACCAUGAAAAAGCAGAGUUUGAGGUCCAUGAAGUUUAUGCCAUCGAUGUUCUCAUCAGCACUGGGGAAGGAAAAGCCAGGGAUGCUGGGCAGAGAACUACAAUUUACAAAAGGGACCCUUCCAAGCAGUAUGGCUUGAAAAUGAAAACUUCCCGUGCCUUUUUCAGUGAGGUGGAGAGACGAUUUGAUGCUAUGCCAUUCACUCUCAGGGCAUUUGAAGAUGAAAAGAAGGCCAGGAUGGGAGUAGUAGAAUGCGCCAAACAUGAGCUGCUCCAGCCUUUUAAUGUCCUCUAUGAGAAGGAAGGAGAGUUUGUUGCCCAGUUUAAGUUUACGGUGCUUUUAAUGCCCAACGGUCCCAUGAGGUUAACCAGUGGCCCCUUUGAGCCUGAACUCUACAAAUCUGAAUUUGAAGUGCAAGAUGCAGACCUGAAGGCACUCCUACAGAGCUCAGCAAGCCGUAAGGCCCAGAAAAAGAAGAAAAAGAAGGUAUUUUGA